Messenger RNA from Carlito syrichta (Philippine tarsier), 2196 nucleotides. It is a transcript of the gene BBS12, whose product is annotated as Bardet-Biedl syndrome 12. Gene Ontology annotation, molecular function: ATP binding. The record is from RefSeq and is a predicted model, not a curated record. Gene Ontology annotation, biological process: photoreceptor cell maintenance; chaperone-mediated protein complex assembly. NCBI's taxonomy places the organism in Eukaryota, Metazoa, Chordata, Mammalia, Primates, Tarsiidae.
UCCAAUUUUUAUUUUAUUUGCAGAUAAUGACUCAUGAUGAUGGCUUGCAGGGUCAUAAACAGACGAAGGCACAUGGGACUUCAGCAACUUUCAUCAUUCGCAGAAACGGGAAGAACAUUCCUAGGCCCAGUAAAAUCAUCCAAAUUUGUUAUAGAUGAAGAGCGCCAUGACAGUGUGUUAAUCAGUUCAACAGUAAGGCUUCUUGAAUGUUUGGAUUUAACCAGUGCAGUGGGACAACUUCUCAGUGAAGCAGUUCAAGCACAAAAUAACACAUACAGAACUGGGACCAGUACUCUUUUGUUUCUUGUUGGUGCGUGGAGCAGUGCAGUUGAAGAAUGUCUUCAUCUGGGUGUCCCCAUUUCCAUAAUAGUGUCAGUAAUGUCAGAAGGCUUGAACUUUUGCAGCGAAGAAGUAGUUUCUCUUCAGGUACCUGUUCAGAAUAUAUUUGACCAUAUAGACAGCACAAAGACAUUUUCUGUGCUUGAAACAUCUAGUGUCAGCUUGUGUCCUUUCCUGCAAGUUCCAUCAGAUACCGAUUUGAUACAGGAAGAGCAUGUUCUCAAAGAUGUUGGCGCUCAAUCAUUGACUGUGUGCCAUCUUUCUGGGAUACCUGUUACAUUACCUAAAUUCUCAAAACCUCAGGCUAAGCCUGAAGCAGAAAACACAUCACAAACCCUAAAAAACAGCCUGCUUGCAGAUACUUGCUGCAGAAAGUCAGUACUCACCCACAGCAGGCAUUUUAACAGGACAGAUAGUGCUGAACGGACAAACCAACCAGAUGGAUUUCUGGAACGUCAUGCAGCUAUUCCCAGAAUUUACAGAUGUAAAGAUUUGGUAGAAUUGGCAGGAGGUUUGAGUCAUGGAGAUCACAGCAGGAUGAAAUUAGUAGAAGCAGCAGUGUGGUUGCAGUAUCAGAGCGGGUGCGUACAACAAGGGAACUGUACAAUGCCAUUUGUAUUUGACAUCUCAAGAAUCCUUACUCUCUGUGUACCAGAAUUACCUGAAACUUCUUCUUGUGUUUGUCCAGGAUAUAUUACUGUUGCAUCAAUGUCUAAUAGUACUCUGAUCGAGGAAUUGCAGAAUCAUCCGGUCCGGAUAGUUCUCAUUGAGGGUGACCUCACAGAAAAUUAUCGCCACCUGGGAUUUAAUAAGUCUGCAAAUACGAAAACAGUAUUAGAUAGCAUGAAGUUUCAAGAAGACAGCUCAGAAGAACUGUGGGCAGAUAACAUGUUACAAAUAUUAAUCCAGUUCAGUGUGAACCUUGUCCUGGUACAAGGAGCUGUGUCCGGAUGCUUAACUGAGAAAUGCGCACACAGGAAGCGGCUGAUAAUUGGAUUGGUGAGUGGCAGUGUGCUGCAGGCUUUUGCAGAGGCAUCAGGAGCUGUACCAGUGGCCUACAUGACACAAGUGAAUGAAGACUGCGUGGGAAAUGGGGUCUCUGUGGCCGCGUGGAGAAGCAGUCCCUUGGGUGUUGUAGAUGGGAACAACAGAAUGACCAUCUUGUUGAAGACAGAAGGAAUUAAUCUGGUUACAGCAGUGCUCACUAGCCCAGUUACUGCACAGAUGCAGACCAAAGAAGAUAGGUUCUGGACUUGUGCCUAUCAUUUGUAUCACGCUCUGAAAGAGGAAAAGGUCUUCCUUGGAGGUGGUGCUGUUGAAUUUUUGUGUCUUAGUCAUCUCCAAGCCCUUGCAGAGCAACCUCUGAAAAAAGGAAACCAUGCCUGUUCAGGGUGCCUUCAUAAUAAUACCUCUUGGCUGGCUUCAUCUCUGGCAGUAUAUAGACCAACUGUGCUUAAAGUCCUGGCGAGUGGGUGGCAGAAAUACCUUUCAACCCUCAUGUGCAACACUGCCAGUUACUCAUCAGAAUUUGAAGCCAGCACAUUCAUUCAGCAGCAUCUACAAAAUGCCAUGGAUUCUGGCUCUCCUUCAUCUUACAUCUGGAAUGAAUAUAAUAAACUAAAUGGUGGAGUUUUUAAUCCAGGCAUUUCAAAUAAACUGGAGCAUAUUCCAAGAGUUUAUGACAUUGUUACACCAAAGAUUGAGGCGUGGCGCCGAGCAUUAGAUUUAGUGCUGUUAGUACUUCAGACAGACAGUGAUAUUGUUACUGGACUUGGACACACACAGAUAAAUUCACGGGAAUCAGAGGGCUUUUUAUUUUUGUAGUGUUAUUAGCUGAGUCUUUGGAAAAUAAUCUUU